GUAUCUUCGGUAGAAUUUGGAAUAGUAAUAUUUUUGUCAAAAAAAUAUAUAAACAAGGUAAUGUUCAACACUUUUACAAUAAAUUUUACCGAGUUAUUUUUGCACAAGAGUUGCUAUCAUGGAGGGUAUGAAUUAUAUGGAGCCAAAACGUGAAAUACUAUCUCCGAUCGAUAUGCCUCGUUGGUUGAAAUCACAGGCAUAUCAUGAGUUUCUGGGGUUCAUAAUGGCAUUAAAUAAUGCAGUGAAAGAAAAAACAAUGCAAAGUGAUUACAUCAAGUCUGAGAAGUGUGAAAAAGUUGUUCAACUUCUUGAGAUUUUGGAUAAAUGGAUAGACGAAUGUCCUGCUGUGGAUCAACCAGUCAGAUUUGGCAACACAGCUUAUCGAGACUGGUUCACAAAACUUGAAACAGAGAGUGAAACACUUUUGAAAGAUUUAUUGCCAAGUGACCAAUCAGGGGCGAUACUUGAAUUACAAGCCUAUUUUAAAGAUGGAUUUGGUAAUAAAACAAGAAUUGAUUAUGGUUCAGGUCAUGAAGCAUCCUUCACAGCGUUUCUUUGUUGCCUGUAUAAAUUAAACGUUUUACAAGAAAGUGACUAUACCGCUACAGUUUUCCAUAUUUUUAAAAGAUAUUUAGACUUGAUGCGUCGCCUUCAAAAGGUCUAUCGGAUGGAGCCAGCCGGCAGCCAUGGUGUUUGGGGUUUGGAUGAUUUCAAUUUUCUACCAUUUUUCUGGGGAAGCGCGCAAUUGUCAGAUAAUAACUAUGCUUUGAGGCCAAAUUCGAUACCGGAGCAGAAAGUUUGUAACGCUAAUAAAAAUGAAUACCUCUUCUUCGACUGUAUUAACAACAUUCACGAGGUAAAAACUGGACCGUUUUUCGAGCAUUCUAACACCCUCUGGGGGAUUAGCAGUGUUCAAACUUGGAGUAAAGUUAAUAGUGGUUUGUUAAAAAUGUACAAAGCCGAGGUGUUAUCAAAGUUUCCCGUGAUGCAACAUUUUGUUUUUGGUUCAAUAUUGUCUAUUGAACCAGUGCCGACAUGAAGUUACACAUGUGAACAUUAUUAAGCAAUAACCCAAACUAUCCCUACGUGUUCAGAUAAGAUCCAAGAUGAAACGAGAGUCCUAUGAAAUCCCCAGUAUGGGUUGUUUUGAAGCUUGUUAGAAGAAACAUUGGAAGCUCUAACUUACAAGUUACAAGCAGGCUUUUCUUCUUAGUGAAGAUGAUCAACAGUUCGAUAUUAUGUCAACCCAUAAACAUUCUGGCUUUAAAAUCGAAUUCAAACGAUUCCUACACAGCAUUGAGUCAGAGCAUUGAGUAUAAAUCAUUAACGGCAUGAAUGGUAUUAUUAAAACACCUCUA
Molecule: messenger RNA, 1358 nt
Organism: Dendronephthya gigantea
Lineage: Eukaryota; Metazoa; Cnidaria; Anthozoa; Malacalcyonacea; Nephtheidae
Product: serine/threonine-protein phosphatase 2A activator-like
Exons: 10
Coding region: 119-1039 (306 amino acids)
Biological process (GO): mitotic spindle organization
Cellular component (GO): protein phosphatase type 2A complex; cytoplasm; nucleus
Molecular function (GO): protein tyrosine phosphatase activator activity; peptidyl-prolyl cis-trans isomerase activity
Source: RefSeq, a predicted model, not a curated record